AUGCUUCGCAAGUGCGAGGGCCAGUCUGCACCGCGCCACCUCCCCGCGUACAACCCUGUCGCCCCUGUGACCGCGCCCGCGGGGACUUUCCUCCCCGGGACCAAGGUCCAGGUGGGCAGUCACCGUGUCGUGGUUGAGAAAUACUUGUCUGAAGGUGGCUUUGCUCAUGUCUACGUCGUACGGCUGCCACAGCCGAUUAAUGGCACGCCGACUGCGGUUCUGAAGCGUGUCGCCGUACCUGAUAAGUCGGCACUCGCGAGCAUGCGCACCGAGGUAGAGACGAUGAAGAAACUCAAAGGUCAUCGACAUAUCGUCAAAUAUUUUGAUUCGCAUGCGUCGCAGCUGAACGGGGGCGGAUACGAGAACCGUUUGACGGAGCCUGAGGUCAUCAAAAUAUUCUCGGAUGUCGCCGAGGGUGUGGCCUGCAUGCACUAUCUCAAGCCGCCCUUGCUGCAUCGGGACCUGAAAGUGGAGAAUGUCUUGAUCUCACGUUCCGGAGGCUCAUCUGUUUACAAGCUGUGUGAUUUUGGCUCUACGGCGCCUCCUCGUCCAGCUGCUACGUCUGCUGCGGAAGGCCGACUCAUUGAAGAUGACGUACAGCGACACACGACUCUGCAGUACCGCAGUCCGGAGAUGAUCGACGUGUAUCGCAAACAACCAAUUGACGAGAAGAGCGAUAUAUGGGCACUCGGUGUGCUACUGUACAAACUAUGCUACUACACGACUCCAUUUGAAGAAGUUGGACAGAUGGCGAUUCUUAAUGCGAGCUUCAAAUUCCCAUCCUACCCCCAAUUUUCGGAUCGAUUGAAGAAGUUGAUUGCCUCAAUGCUCAAAGAGAACCCUCAGAAGCGCCCGAAUAUAUACGAGGUGGUUCAGGAAGUGUGUAAAAUGCAGGGCAAAGAAGUCCCCAUUCGAGACAUUUACUCCAACCGGUCUGUGUCCGAAGCGCGAAAAUUCCAAGAGCUUCCGCCUACGCCAACGGAAGCUCCCAAGGCUGGAGCCACUUUCUCGCCCCCUAUGCAAGAGACCGCAAUCAUUCCCGAAAUCGCACCAAUGCGAAGAGGACGUCCUGGAAAAUCCCAGUCAUCCACGCAUAGCUCAGCCAGGCCGAGUCCUCCUCCGUACAGGGGUGACACCAAGAGCUCGGCCAGUGACCCGUUCGCAGCUCUGGAUGGAGAUUCUCGCAGCAAGACUGCGGAAGAGCUUUCACAGCGGUUUCCGUCGCUGGACCAGUUCAAUAUUUUGCAUGAGAAGGGCGACAAGUUCGACUUUGAGCCGGCCCAGGAGGCCAAAUCGGAAGACGAGGAUCUGUCGCAAAGACUUACCAAUGCUCUGGCGGAUGAUGCCUUCCGACAGGCUUCGCCUGAGCGGCGGGGUGUUCGGCAGUCUCAAACGUCGCCUGUGCGCCCACAGACCCCUCGAGAAACCAGCAUCAAGCCAACGGCGCCGCUGUACCAACCUACCCCCAAGCGGCCCACCAUGAUCUCCACAGGGACCAUGACAUCGCCUGCACAAACUCCGCGCUUGCAGGAACCGAAGAUUUCUAGUCGUCCAAUCUACCGAUUUCCGCCAUCAGAUGAGCAGCGACCUUCGAGCCAGCGAUGGGCCGAAGAUGAGAGGAACAAGGAGCCGUCGCCUCCAUCGUCUGGGUUAAGAACGGAAGUCAGUACGCGCAUAUCAUCUGAUAGAUUCUCAAACCAGUCGAGCUCAGCACGAACCUCCAUGGAAACACUGCGACGGCCGUCUGGGUUAGAGAGCGAGCCCAUGGGGCGAUCCAAAUCCGCCAUCCCAAAGGCCCGCCCUGUCUCCGUCCACGCCGGACCUCGGUACGAUUUGUCGCACAAUGAGCACUCGCGCUCCUCGCUAGACUUGUCUGUGCAAUAUGAGGAUGGUGCACCGUUGCGAACAGUGCGCACGGAGGUAGAACGUGAAGAUCAGCAGAGCAAAAUCUCUGAACUUGAUUAUCUUCGCGCUAAGGAAGAAGAAGAAAGUAACCGCAAGCGUGAGAAACGCUCCAGCACUGGCGCUAAGCAUUCUAAGCGCAGCAGUCUUUCCUCGCUUUCAUUUUCAGGAGGCAGAAACCUCCUUGCGGGUCGGUUUGGCGAGGCGUUUCGCCGCUUCGAAAGCAGCAACCCGGAUAAGCCCUCGACUUCCUCAGCCGAAGAUCCACCACAACUGCAAAAGGCCCUUGUUAGUGACUCGGAGGCCUAUGAGGAAGCCAACGCGAGUCCUACGCAAUUUGUAUACGCCGACUUAGACGAUGUCGCUCGCGACGAUAUCCCACCCGAAAUGCGUCGCGAGCUAGAGCGCCGCCGACUCUCCCAGGAGGAGAAGCGAGUUGCCACUGCUGCCGCUGAGUACCGGCGCAGGGUCGCCGAGAAAGAAGGUGGAAGAGCAGGCCCGGAUCGGUCUCGAGCCAUCCAGAACAGGGUGCAAACACUGCUCGGCGAGUCAAAUAAGCCACCACAUCCUCCCAAGACCGCCUCCGGCUACGGGAAAUACACUGAUACAUCUGCUUUGCCGGCAAAGCAAAACGACGUGCAAGCUCCCACCCCCGAAAAAUUGCCCAUCUCGCGCACACCGGGCCCCAUUUAUGGCACUCGCGAAGGGAAUGCAGUUCUAUUAGACCGCUUGGAAGGAGCCAGCGCCCCUGCGGCGCUCCCACAACCCACUGUCUCCAGCUCCGCUGGGUAUAUGACUACUACCUCUCGCCCAGCUGGUCGCCCCACAGCCCCUCCGAAGCCCAAGAACCUGAGGGUAGGAACUGGGGACACCUCCCGACCUGGCACUGGCCACGAACCCAGCUCAUCAACACAAGCGACGCCCAGUGGGGAAGAUUGGGAGGCCAACUUCAGCCGUCGUUUCCCGAGUCUCUCAGGCUUGGAGAUGGAGACAGAGAUUGAGAUUCCCAAGUACGCCAAGUUGCGGACUCGGGAAGUGUAG
This is a messenger RNA of Penicillium maclennaniae, 2943 nucleotides long. RefSeq names its product putative serine/threonine protein kinase. Lineage: Eukaryota; Fungi; Ascomycota; Eurotiomycetes; Eurotiales; Aspergillaceae. Gene Ontology annotation, cellular component: cytoplasm. Bases 1 to 2943 code for a protein of 980 amino acids. The transcript has 5 exons. The record is from RefSeq and is a predicted model, not a curated record. Gene Ontology annotation, biological process: protein autophosphorylation; actin cortical patch assembly; peptidyl-threonine phosphorylation. Gene Ontology annotation, molecular function: ATP binding; protein serine/threonine kinase activity.